AUGGUGGAGCUGCUGAAGCACUGCCCCGACGCGGCGGAGAUGGUGGACAGCAAGGGCAGGAACGCCUUCCACGUCGCCGUCACCAGCGGCAAGGUGGACGCCCUCAAGCGCCUGCUCAAGCACGUCCGCCCCGAGGAGAUCGUCAACCGCGUCGACCACGGCGGCAACACGCCGCUGCACCUCGCCGCCGCCCUGUCGCGCGUCCAAUCGGCGCUGCUCCUCAUCAAGGACCGCCGCGUCAACCCCUGCAUCCUCAACCGGGACGGCCAGUCCGCGCGCAGCCUCAUCGAGAAGCGCGGCGCCAGCGGGGAGGAGAUGGACACCUACGAGAUGUACCUGUGGAAGAAGCUCAAGAAGCACGAGGCCUGCAGGUGCCAGAAGCAGCAGCUGCCUCCCAUCGCCACCUACCAGUCGCUGCGCGGCCGGAGGGCUGGCCACGACGAGUACUUCAAGCACAGCGUCGAGACCUACACGCUGGUGGCCACGCUCAUCGCCACCGUCAGCUUCGCCGCCACCUUCACCAUGCCGGGGGGUUACAGCCAGACCGAGGGCACGGCCAUCCACGGACACACGGCGGCGUUCAAGAUCUUCGUCAUCUCCAAUACAGUGGCCAUGUGCAGCUCCGUCGUCGUCGUCUUCUGUUUCAUCUGGGCGUGGCGGGACCCCGUCAAGUUCAAGCUGGACCAGCUCAUGUGGGGCCACAGGCUCACCAUCGUUGCCUGCCUCGCCAUGGUCGUCUCCCUCAUGACUGCCGUUUACAUCACCGUUGCACCCACGGCAAGGUGGCCUGCGUACGUUGUGAUCGCCAUCGGAGCUAGCACUCCCGCCAUGGUGUUCCUCAUUCUUGGGAAAGAGGCAUUGUACAUCCCACUAUAG
Molecule: messenger RNA, 876 nt
Organism: Triticum turgidum subsp. durum (durum wheat)
Lineage: Eukaryota; Viridiplantae; Streptophyta; Magnoliopsida; Poales; Poaceae
Source: the annotation of a GenBank genome assembly